CGCGGAGCUGAUCCGCGACCGGCUUCGGGAAACCGGUGGGAAUCAGGACCUAGCUGCCGCCGUGAACACGGCGAGCGGACCGCAAGCUGCCGAUUCGGACGAAGACUGAGGGGCUUUUCUUUUGUGCAUGGUUUCUACACGACUCGGCAUCUUUGUCACCACGUUUUUAAGGAUCCGCAUCACCAGAAGACAUCCUGUAAAUUCACACUUUCAGCAUUGUGUCAUCGUUCCAUUUUUCGCAUCACCGAAAAUGACAUCAAGUGUAGAACUGCCCACAAGCCUGCACCCUCCAGCGAGCGUCAGGGGGAUGACCGAACUGAAGCGGGAGGCGUUUGACACAGUCGUGGAUGUUCCGUGCUUCGAGGCAGACACCAAGUUUGUCGGCAUCAUCAUGAAGCACGUCAGAGAGCAGCUGCUCAAGCUGCCCAACUUCAAGCCUGUGCGAGAUGCAUCUGACGGUGCUAAGAAGCUCUUCCUGCUUGAUCCCUGCAAGGUGCGGGAGUACGGCGACCUUUCGGCCGAGGCCCGGGAUGCCUUGAGUGCCUGCGGUGUGGGCGCACUGGCGAGUCGGGACGUGACCCUGUCGUAUGCUAACUGGACGGCCGAGGAAGUACUGAGGGCCGUGCUGGGCCGGCCGGAUGCAUCGGGCUUCAGCGUGGUGGGGCACAUCCUGCACCUGAACCUGAGAGAGCACCUGGAGCCCUACAAGGCCCUCAUCGGGAGGGUCUACCUGGACAAGGUGAAAAAUGUGACCUGCGUGGUGAACAAGGUGAACGUGAUUGAGAGCACCUUUCGCAACUUCUCCAUGGAGGUCCUUGCAGGGGAAAAGAACACCCAAGUGGAAGUAAAGCAAAAUGGCCUCAGGUUCCAGUUUGACUUUGCAGAGGUGUACUGGAAUCCGCGGCUGUCCACGGAGCACUCGAGGGUCGUGUCACUCCUCAACCGCGGCGAUAUCCUGUACGACGUGUUUGCAGGAGUCGGUCCGUUUGCCGUGCCAGCCGCCCACAAGGGCUGCGUCGUCUUCGCCAACGACCUCAACCCCCACUCCUUCCUGUGGCUCAAGCGCAACGUGGAGCUGAACAAGGUCUCGGGUCGGGUCAGCACCUACAACCUGGACGGGAGGAAGUUCAUCCGCACCGUGCUCAGCUGUAACCUGAGGGAGCAUGCAAAGAAGGGAGCGAGGGUUCACGUCUGCAUGAACCUACCGUCGCUCGCGACCGAGUUCUUGGACGCUUUCAUUGGCCUGCUUGAGAAUGAACCGGUUUCUCCAGAUUCGUCUGAAGACACGGCGUCGAAGGAUUUACCAAAGGAUUCUUUGGCAAAUUGCUCGGCGGGAACGUCGGCCGAUUGCUCAGUGAGAUCGGUCAAGGAUCCGUCGGCGGAUCACUUUACAGGAUCAUCUAAAGACCCGUUGAGGGAUCUGUCAGCCAAUGAUUCGGCUGGAUCGGUCAAGGAUCCGUCGGCGGAUCACUCUACAGGAUCGGCCAACGACCCAUUGAGGGAUCUGUCAGCCAAUGACUCGGCUGGAUCGGUCAAGAAUCCAUUGGCCGAGGAACCGUCAAAGAGCAGCUCUGAGGAGCUGCUGGAACGGGGUAAACCAGUGGUCAGGGUUCAUUGCUACUGUUUCGUAAAGGAGGAGGACCGGUUUGGUGAAGCGAGGAAGAAGGUGGAGGAGGGCCUGGGUGCGCCGAUUGGUAGUGAUGCGGAGGUGAAGUUUGUGAGGAGUGUGGCCCCCAACAAGGACAUGAUGAGGGUGACUUUCGACGUUCCCCCAGAGGUGUUGCUUGGGGACGUUGGUUCUCCGCCCACAAAGCGAAGCAAACUGGAGAAAGGCGGGACAGAUGGGACUGUCGAUUGUGGUAGUUCAGAAUAAAGGCUGCCUCUGAAUU
Ixodes scapularis (black-legged tick) is the source of this 1889-nucleotide messenger RNA. Its product is annotated as tRNA (guanine(37)-N1)-methyltransferase. The record is from RefSeq and is a predicted model, not a curated record. The coding region runs from base 128 to 1873 and encodes 581 amino acids. The transcript has 5 exons. Gene Ontology annotation, cellular component: cytoplasm; mitochondrial matrix. Lineage: Eukaryota; Metazoa; Arthropoda; Arachnida; Ixodida; Ixodidae. Gene Ontology annotation, biological process: mitochondrial tRNA methylation; tRNA N1-guanine methylation.